UAACUCAGAGUAGCAGAGGAACUGCGAAACCUAUUCAAAAGUCAGUUUCUUUGGAAAGAAUGACGGACGAUUUUAUGUUAGAAGAUGAUGAAGAUUAUGAGUUCGAAUUUGAGGAUGAUGAUGAUGAGAUGGUCGAGCCGGACGUUGAUGUUGAAAACUCGUACUACAACUCAAAAGCCCUAAAGGAGGAUAAUGCUGGUGCGGCUGUGAAAUCAUUUAUAGAAAUCGUGGACAAAUGCAAAUCCGAAAAGAAUGAAUGGGCUUUUAAGUCUUUGAAGCAGGCAUUAAAGAUUAUGUUCCGUAUGAAUCAGCUGGAUGAGAUGUUGAAGUAUUAUCAGCAAUUACUUGAAUAUGCAGAAUGGCCCAGUAUUACCAGAAACUACGCAGAAAAGUCUAUAUUUAACAUUGUGGAUUAUACAUCGUCUUCUAGCAAUGCUCAAUUCUUGGAAACUUUUUACGAAAUCACAACUCAAGCACUUCAAAAGCUUAAUAAUGAACGGUUAACGAUGAAAACAUUGAUGCACGUAGCUCGAUUCUUCCUUUCGCAAAAGAAUUAUGUCAAAUUUAAGUCUCUUUUACGGCAGAUGCAUCUUCUUCUUUCGAAUGAAAAUACUUCCGUUACGGAUCAAAACAGAGAAACACAUUUGUUGGAGCUUUAUUCAUUGGAAAUUCAGAUGUACUCUAGCCUCGAGGACAAUAAACGAUUAAAGGAAAUAUAUCAAAGCUCCCUUAGAAUCAAAACUGCCAUUCCCCAUCCUAAAAUUAUGGGUAUUAUUCGCGAAUGCGGUGGUAAAAUGCAUAUGCAGGAAGGACAAUGGUCUGAAGCGCAGACAAACUUUUUCGAAUCUUUCAAGUGUUACGAUGAAGCUGGUUCUACGGCCCGUGAACGAGUGUUAAAAUAUCUUGUUUUAUCAAAUAUGCUUUGCGAAUCGGAAAUUAAUCCCUUCGAUUCUCCAGAGACACAACCGUACAAAGAGAACCCGCAUGUCAUUGCUAUGACUAAAUUAGUGGAGGCAUAUCAAAAACGCGAUAUUAAAGAGGUGGAAAAUUUGCUCCAUGAACACCGGCAGGAUAUUAUGGAAGACGAUUUUAUUCGUCAGUACGUUGAUAAAAUCCUUUACAGCAUCAGAAGUCAGGUUCUUCUGGAAAUGAUACAGCCUUACACGACCGUGCAACUGAGUCUGCUGGCUGAAAAAUUAGGUGUCACUACUGACAUUGUUGAACAGUCGCUUAUUGGACUUAUCAUGGACGGAAGAAUUCAAGGAAAACUCGACAUGAUUCACGAAAUAUAUAUAAAGCAAAACCAGCUAACUAUAUUGAGUGACACAUUAACGAAGAAUGCUAAAAAUAUUUGGAGUGAAAUCGCGAAGAAUUAAUAGCUUCAAAUACAUUGAGUGUUUGUAAGUUAAUUAACUGAUGAGCUUGGGUAGACAAUCACACCAUUAUUCUCCAAAAAGAUUUUUCUUUUCUAAUUAAAUUCAGCUUUGUCACCGGGCAUAUGUAAGGAUUAUCUUUUAACCAGCUUUGAAUGCAUGGAUAACAAAACACAAAGCCGGUAGUUAGAACGGCCGGAUUUUUAAUAUAAUGGCCACAGAUUCUACAAGUGUUUUUUGUAAGUGUCGUAUCCUUGACUGAAAUUUCUGGUGGCUCAAGCUCAGUAAAUGCAACUCUUCCUUUCUUAACUUGAGUUGCAUAAUCAUUUGUCUGCCACCAGUCUAAAACCUGGACUAGUGAUAAAAAUAUAUUCAUGGAGUUGUCUAACAGUGAAGGAAGCGUAUACGGAUUAUGCGCCUUUUCGGAAGUAAGAUUGGGAAUGCUAGUAUCGUAAACAAGACGUUGCUUGAGUAGAUGAUCUAUGGGAUUUGAGAAUGGAAGUAUGCCCAAAGCAAACAGAAGAUAGUAAACCCAUUGAAUUUUCUUGCAAAAAUUAGAUCCCAAUUGAAAUGUGAACUUCAAUAUAGUCAAUAGUUUCUUAAGCUUUGAUAGAAUCUUCAAGCGAAAAGUGCGAAAAAAACUAGAAUGUUGUCCAUGGCUUUCAGUCUGUGUGGUGCUAUGUUCUGUAGGAGCAUUGACUCGAAAUUCUGAAAUUCUUGUAUUAUUCGACCAUGUUUUGACUUUAGAGAUUAAAAACGGCAAACAAUACUAACACAAGUCAGUAUGGAUGGAGAAAAUUAUGUCAGAAAACUUACGGUAAAAAACAAUUUUGCUAAAAUAUCCGUUUGUCUCAACCUUAUGGCUGAAUUAACUUCUUCAGGAAAUAGAUCAACUAGACAUUCUUUAUUUUUUAUAUAUUUGACACGCUUUAAUUGGAACCUCCUUUCAACGGAUGUACAAUUCCAAUUUUUGAGACUUCUGUAUUCAAUAAUAACUUUUAAGAAAAAAUAAAAAUCGUCCAGCGAGUUAUAGGCACCUAACAAUUGUCUAGGAUAUCUAUGUGUGAAAUACUAGACUUAUUAGACACAAUAGUUUGACACCUGACCUUACUGCAAAAAUAUACUUUAUAGACGGUAAGACUAAUCCAUCAAUUUCUUGAACUUGAAAAACCUCUAGCAAAGAUGGGCUUUCCAUGAAUUGUUUGGUUUCGGCGACUUUUGGUAAAGUAAAAUGGGGGAUUUAGUAUUAAUUUAAUGUUACGCGGAUUAGACCUUUAACUUACAAAAUUUAAUUCAAUCGUGU
Schizosaccharomyces octosporus yFS286 is the source of this 2676-nucleotide messenger RNA. RefSeq names its product COP9/signalosome complex subunit Csn2. The transcript is spliced from 5 exons. Bases 60 to 1376 code for a protein of 438 amino acids. Gene Ontology annotation, cellular component: COP9 signalosome. Gene Ontology annotation, biological process: protein deneddylation. The record is from RefSeq and is a predicted model, not a curated record. Lineage: Eukaryota; Fungi; Ascomycota; Schizosaccharomycetes; Schizosaccharomycetales; Schizosaccharomycetaceae.